Molecule: messenger RNA, 2359 nt
Organism: Brassica napus (rape)
Lineage: Eukaryota; Viridiplantae; Streptophyta; Magnoliopsida; Brassicales; Brassicaceae
Product: histone-lysine N-methyltransferase ASHH3-like
Exons: 12
Coding region: 1258-2346 (362 amino acids)
Biological process (GO): regulation of DNA-templated transcription
Cellular component (GO): nucleus; chromatin
Molecular function (GO): protein binding; histone H3K36 methyltransferase activity
Source: RefSeq, a predicted model, not a curated record
AAAAAAACUUCGAGAGAAAUUCAAAUGAGGCAAAUGCUAUAAUUUCCCUAGAUGGACAAAGCCACCAAAUGAUAACUACAAAUGCAACUUUGAUGCAAGUUUCGACUAUAAAACAAAUAAUGUGAACAAAGGCUAAUUAAUUUCGACGAAAUAAGAAAAACUUAGAGAGAAAUUCAAAUGAGGUAAAUUCUUAUUUUAGUGUUUGUAUAUUAAUAUGUGAACGAAUAACUUACAAUUCAUUAGACUUGUAUUUGUCCAGCUUCAUAAAUCCAAUAUUCAUUUUCCAUUUAGAAAAACUUCAUUCUUUACUAAAAACGGUGUUUCUAAUUUUAACAGAUAUACCUGACCAAAUGUGUUCGUUCCUUUAGAAAAUGAUCAUCCGGCCCAACGAGUGUAUCCUUUGGUGCAUCAAGACUCAAAUCAAUCCAGAAUCAAAAACAGCAAAAGCCAAAGCAGAUUGGAUAUUGAGAAACGACAGAGGCUUGCCUGUACUCUGGAGUUUGUAGGACUCUGUAUAGUUUUAUCACCACACUGAAGCAAAGCUCACUGCUAGAUGUUAUGGAACACAUAAGAAACCAUGGAUUAUAACUAUAUGUUUUGAGGGUGACUCAAAUGUUCUGAUCGAUGUCAUCAAUAACAGGGUGAAAUAUCACAAUAUCAAGAACAUAUGUAACUAUAUCUAUGUUGGUUCUUUGUCUUUUAACCAAUGUUCAUUUUUGUAUAGCGGGCAAACAAUACACCAGCUCAUCUCUUAGCUAAACAUAAUCUAUGUUAGUCUAGUGCAUCUUCAUUGGUGGUUGUCUAGUCUAAUGCGUUGUAUUAUAAUUUUGUAAACUCUUUCUAAUAUACAAAAAAUAAUUUGCCGUAAAAAUAGAUUAGCAGCAUAAAAAUGUGAUUACAAGUUUACAACGACCAAAUUAUGUACUUAUGUGUGACAUACACGACAUAACGCAACAAUAUUACAACUAUUUGGUUUGGGCUUGUUCAAAAGCCCAUCAUAGCCCCAGAGCUGAACAAUAACAAACGCGUUUUUGAAUUACUUAAAUUUACAUUUUUACCCUUUACGUCAAAGAGGUGCAAUUAUACAUAGUAAGUAAACACCAAAUUUACAGUUUUAACCUUUAUCCUUUGCGUCCUCUACUUCUUCGUUCAAGUCUUCAACAACGAGACCACCAACCACAUUUUACGUUAUCAGGGUUUCGAAAGUUCGGGUUUUUUUUCUCGAAAAAAGGAAGACCCAGAAAUCUAACUUUCGGUAUGCCUGCCUCGAAGAAGGUUUCCGACAGGAACCCCAUAGGACAAGUGUUCAACAAGUUGUUGGAGAAUAUUGGAGAAUCAGAGGAGUUUUCCUUGCCGGAUUGGUUGAACGAAGGGAAACCAACUCCUUACACCUACAUCAAGCGCAAUAUAUACGUGUCGGAGAAAACAAAAAAAAAGGCUGAGGACGAUGGAAUAUUCUGUUCUUGUGCCUUGUCCCAUGGCUCUUCUUCAGUUGUGUGUGGGAGUGAUUGUGAUUGUGGGUUGUUAAACGCAAGCUGUUCAUCCGAUUGCUAUUGUGGGAAUGAGUGUAACAAUAAGCCUUUCCAACAACGGCGUGUGAAGAAGUUAAAGAUAAUUCAAACAAAAAAAUGUGGAUCAGGGAUUGUAGCAGAUGAAUACAUCCAAGAAGGAGAGUUUAUCACUGAAUAUGUAGGAGAAGUCAUAGAUGAUGCGACUUGUGCACAAAGGCUAUGGGAGAUGAAAGGCCGUGGAGAAACAAAUUUCUAUCUGUGUGAGAUAAACAGAAAUAUGGUGAUUGAUGCCACUAAAAAGGGAAAUAAAUCGAGAUAUAUCAAUCAUAGUUGCAACCCUAAUACGCAGAUGCAGACAUGGAUAAUUGAGGGUGAGACAAGAAUCGGCAUUUUUGCCAUCUCUGACAUAAAUAAGGGAGAGCAUAUCACUUAUGACUAUCAGUUUGUUCCGUUUGGUGAAGAUCAAGACUGCCAUUGUGGAGCAAUAGGUUGCAGAAAGAAGCUUGGGGUGAAACCAAACAAACCUAAAUUAGUCCCGGAUGAAGAAACUCGUAACAUCGUGGUAUCUGAAUUGGCUCAGCAGACACUGCCCCCGGUUCAUCAUAAUGGAGAUAUACAUGAAGGAACAUUAAUUAACAAUCUUAGUGAAGAGCAAUCAUGUCCUCGUACUUGUAUUGGUGUAGUGAUCAGGUUAUCUCGCCCCACGAGCGAUAGGUGUUUUGGCAUCAUUAGACGUUUUCAUGAGGUUACAAGAAAGCACUCGGUGAUGUUUGAGGAUGGUGUUACUGAGUUUAUCGACCUGUCGAAAGAAGACUGGGAGAUUUUAUCUGACUGAUUUUGCUUUUCAG